Macrobrachium nipponense is the source of this 474-nucleotide messenger RNA. RefSeq lists its product as uncharacterized. Gene Ontology annotation, molecular function: aspartic-type endopeptidase activity. Bases 1 to 474 code for a protein of 157 amino acids. Lineage: Eukaryota; Metazoa; Arthropoda; Malacostraca; Decapoda; Palaemonidae. The transcript has a single exon. The record is from RefSeq and is a predicted model, not a curated record. Gene Ontology annotation, biological process: proteolysis.
AUGCUGGUGGACACAGGGGCGAUGCACUCGAUAUUCCUGCCGUCAGGAAAAGACCGUAGCCGCAAACCUGACGAAACAACUGCCCUCGUUGCCGCAAAUGGGACCCCCAUCCAUUCCUACUGCACUAAGUCCCUCGAGAUAUCCAUCUUGGGGCGCAACUACGUCUGGAAGUUCACCAUCGCGGACGUCAGGAUUCCACUACUGGGGGCAGAUUUCCUGGCGCAGAACGGCCUCCUGGUUGACCUGGGCCGCAAACGCCUCCUCAACACGGGGACAUGCCGUUCCUUACCACCUGCAGCGAGCCCGGGCGCCCCCACAAUUUGUACCGUUACCCCCCACAAGUACGGCAACCUUCUGCAGGAAUUCCCUGAAGUCUUCAAACUGGAACUUCGUCAGGCGGCAGGGACGCCACCCAAGCACGGAAUAUUCCACCACAUCACCACCACGGGCUCCCCGACACACGUGAAGUUCUGA